GUAUGCAAUUAUUCAUUAGCACAGCCUUAAUUACCCAACUAAAGCAGCAAAAUGGAUGAUUUGUUACUGAAGAUAUGUAUGGUUUUUCUCUUGGUAGCAAUCCUCCUUUUCUCUCUCUAUGCUCUCAAGAAGAAGGAAAAGCAACACGACGGAAUAACAUCAGUUGAGCCACCCGGGGCUGUAGGCUGGGCACAAAUCAUUAGAGAAAAUGUGGAUUUCCUUCGGAAAGGUCUUACAGGGAUUCCAGAGCAAUUCUUUCAGGAUAGGAUUCGAAAAUACUCUUCAGAAGUCUUCAAGACUUCAAUAUAUGGAGAAACUGUGACUGUCUUCGGUGGUGCUGCUGGUAACAAAUUCUUGUUCUCAAACGAAUACAAACUUGUGAAGACGUGGUGGCCUAAAUCGGCUCGUAAGAUUAUACCAGUUGUAGGAGAUGCAGCCUCACCCGAGGCACAACGAGUAUCUAGGAACCUUCGUAAUAAGGUGUUUCCUUUGAUUAUUAAACCAGAUAUGCUCCGGAGGUACGUCGGCGUGUUGGAUUCUACGGCAAGGAAUCAUCUCAAUACUCACUGGGAUAACAAAACGGAAGUUGUUGUGUUUCCUUUAUCACAGAUUUACACUUUCUCAUCGGAAUGUUUGUUGUUCUUGAGCAUCACUGAUGAAACUCGUGUCAGUGAGUUACGCAAGCUCUUUAAUAUGGUCGCGGAUGGAAUCUUAACUGUACCAAUUAAUUUACCCGGGACACCAUUAAAUCGGGGCAUCAGAGCUUCUAAAAUUAUCCGAAAGGAAUUUGCAAAAAUAAUUAAGCAGAGGAUGGAUGAGAUGCACCUUUUUAAUGAGGAUGAGCUGCACAAGAAGGAUGAAAUAUCAUCGUCGUCAUCACCCUUGUCUUCAGUUCCACCGGCACAAGACUUGUUGUCGCAGAUGAUUCUAUUUUGUAGUGAAAAUGAUGAUCCAGAAUAUGUAGAAGGCAUCUCUGAUGAUUAUGAGUAUAAUGCAAAGACACUCACUAAUGCAAAUUACCUCGCCGACCUGUUACUUCCUGUAAUCCUCGCUGGAUACACCCCAAGUACUGUUAUUACAGUUCUUAUGAAAUAUCUUGCCGAGCUUCCACAUGUUCUGCAUGAGGUCCUACAGGAGCAGAACGAGAUUGCAAAUGGGAAAGCAACAGGAGAGUUACUAAAUUUAGAUGACAUACAAAAAAUGAAAUACUCAUGGAAUGUAGUUUGUGAGGUAUUGCGACUUGCACCACCACUCCAGGGAGCUUUCACCGAGGCAUUGGCUGACUUCACCUAUGCAGGAAAUUUCAUUCCAAAAGGAUGGAAGUUAUAUUGGAGCGCAAUAACAACACACAAGAAUCCAGAAUAUUUCUCAGAUCCGGAAAAGUUUGAUCCAUCUAGAUUUCAAGGGAAAGGGCCUGCUCCAUACACAUUUGUUCCAUUUGGUGGAGGACCUGCAAUGUGCCCUGGAAGAGAGUUUGCUCGAGUACAAAUACUCAUUUUCGUGCACCAUGUUGUCCGAAGGUACGAAUGGGAGAAGCUAGUUCCCGGGGAUGAAAAAUUAAGAGUCUGCCCCUUUCCUUUGCCGGCAAAAGGGUUUCCAGUACUACUCCGACCUCGGAAACCUAAUUAGCAAUUCCGAGCACUGAUAUGAUUUAUCAAAUAAAUUUAUGUCGUUAUCUUAUUCUACUGCUCAAUUGUGCUUGUUGUUAAGUUCGUGACAAUAUCUACCAUAUCUUCAUCUUCCUUUCAUGCUAGUAAAGUUAUUAGGUGACGACAUCAGUGAUUAUAUUUUGUGUCUAUC
This is a messenger RNA of Papaver somniferum (opium poppy), 1800 nucleotides long. RefSeq names its product beta-amyrin 28-monooxygenase-like. Gene Ontology annotation, molecular function: heme binding; monooxygenase activity; iron ion binding. The transcript is spliced from 3 exons. Lineage: Eukaryota; Viridiplantae; Streptophyta; Magnoliopsida; Ranunculales; Papaveraceae. Gene Ontology annotation, biological process: sterol metabolic process. Bases 52 to 1629 code for a protein of 525 amino acids. The record is from RefSeq and is a predicted model, not a curated record.